CGUGUGCAUAGUAACGGCAGAGCCUGUCAGAAUAACACCGUUCAGUUUGUGAGCCGGGAGGCCGACUGUAACUGUUAUGCUCACUGACGUUAGCAGGCACUCAGCAGGCUAAUACGUGAGCUAAGGAUGCUAACCUGGAUAAGUGAGGUUAAGGGAUGAACAGUCGAGGAUAAGACAACCACCUUCAGCUUAACUACAAACAGCAGCCCCACACCUGACAAGACAGACCCCGCUUCGGAACUAACAACCCGCGAGUAAACGGCUGACGUUAGCCAGCCCAGUCACGGUAUUGUAAACAGCUUAUAACCACGCAUUUGUUGAGUCGACUGCAGUCAAAUGUCAACUUAAACCACAACAACAUGAAGAAUUCACCAGGUUGGACCUGAUGGAUAUCAGUGGCUCGCCUCAGUGCCGGUAGUGGGAAGAGGAGCGGGGCAGGAGUCCAGCUUUCAGAGCCACGAUGGCCACCGCCCCGUACAAUUACUCCUACAUCUUCAAAUACAUCAUCAUCGGUGACAUGGGGGUAGGGAAGUCAUGUUUGCUCCAUCAGUUCACAGAGAAGAAAUUCAUGGCGGACUGCCCUCACACCAUUGGCGUUGAGUUCGGGACGCGGAUCAUGGAGGUGAGCGGGCAGAAGAUCAAGCUCCAGAUCUGGGACACGGCAGGCCAGGAGCGCUUCAGGGCCGUCACGCGCUCUUACUACCGGGGGGCUGCCGGAGCUCUCAUGGUCUACGACAUCACCAGGAGAAGCACCUACAACCAUCUCAGCAGCUGGCUGACUGACGCCAGGAACCUCACCAACCCCAAUACAGUGAUCAUCCUGAUAGGUAACAAGGCCGACCUGGAGGCCCAGAGAGACGUCACCUACGACGAGGCCAAGCAGUUUGCUGAGGAGAACGGUCUGUUAUUCCUGGAGGCCAGUGCAAAAACCGGUGAAAACGUGGAGGAUGCAUUCCUGGAGGCCGCUAAGAAGAUCUACCAGAACAUCCAGGACGGCAGCCUGGACCUGAACGCCGCUGAGUCGGGGGUCCAGCAUAAGCCCUCGGCCCCGCAGGGGGGCCGGCUCACCAGUGAGCCAACACCCCAGAGGGAAGGCUGUGGCUGCUAAUGACCGCCGCACCUCUGUUUCUGGCUCCUUCUGUAUAUCUCUAUCACCCCUCUUCCUUUGUCACCCCCCCCCCCCCCCCUCGGACCCUCAGCUGUUCUACCACUGUCUUAGCUGAGUGGGAGGGGCUAAAGAAGGGGACGGGUUGGUGGCAGAGGGGGUGAAGAUGCUGAAGUGUCUGCGUGUGGACUUUCCGCUUGUUUCAUCUGGCUGGUCCCCCCCCCCCCCCCCCCCCCCCACACACACACUAUGAACCCACACACACAAUCCCCGAAUCGACUCGCAGCAGUUUCUCUCCAACGUCGUAAUCUCUCUGUGCCCCCCCUGCCCCCACCCCCCCUCCUCCUCUUCCCCUUGCUCCCCCUCCUCUUCCUCACUGAACACUUUUCAGUGUUGUCCGUUAGCUGCCCCCAAGCAUCACAUGCUCUGGUAGCCUGGCACCAUUUGUACCACAGAUCACAUCAACAUGCGACUGGCAGGUUUAACAUAACGAAACCCAUCAUUUUUAACCAUCCUUCAUUCUUUUUAUAAUCUAUGCUGAAACACUAGUAUGGCUCAAUAGAUGAGGACCUGUCCUGACCUUUGACCCUUAACCCCUGAACCGAGGCCUGCUAGGGUCAAGCAAGGCCUGUUGAGUCUAUUAUGUCACGGUGAGGACUGCAUUCCUGUUUCAUGUUUAAUUUCUCACUCUGAAAACCUCCCAGGCGGCCGCAUCUAAUUUGGUAUUUAUUUGAUUAGUUACCGGUUGUGUCAUCUGAUUUGGCAACGCUGGUAUUAUGGUAACGUGUGUGUGUGUGUGUGUGUGUGUGUGUGUGUGUGUGUGUGUGUGUGUGUGUGUGUGUGUGUGUGUGUGUGUGUGUGUGUGUGUGUGUGUGUGUGUGUGUGUGUGUGUGUGUGUGUGUGGUGUCAAAUAAGGAAUUCCUUUUUGACUUGGACUUAAAAGACACUUAAGAUUCAAUGUGUUUUAGUUUUCCAUUUGAAUGGAGGGAUCCACUCUCUCCCCCCGGUCCUCCCCCAGACUAAUGUUUAACCAUGGAUCUUAUCAUUGUUGGUUGCCUUAUCAUGACUAAUGUUAACUUCCUGUUUUGAAUGUAAUUUUUUUGCUACACUGUCUUUUUAUUGUUAAAUUAACCAACCUUUAUCAAAUUAGGAUUCAUACAUGUAAAAUAAUGCAAUGUUGGCUGUCCCCUAACAAUCUGAGGCCAAACAAGAGAUGAAAUCAAUCACUGAUUAUAUAUAAUCAGUGAUUGAUUUCAUCUCUUGUUUGGCCUCAGCAGAACCCCAACAAGAAACUUCGGGAGGCAUCUGAUUCUAUUUGAAAGUUUUUCCAUGUUCUGUAUAAUAGUGAAUUCUGAUUUGAUGGCUGUAUAUAUAUAUUUGCUUCUUUAAUUAUUGAUGACAAUGCUACUGGGUGGGCGUAGAGAAAGCUGUGGCCUGUACAGUUGUGCUGAGAGGUUGCCUAGAAGUCAUGCUUUCAGGAGGGGGUUGGCUACUGUAAAAUAGUUUAUGAAUUAACAAACAGACUUAAGUGCAACUCAACCAGUUAUUUCCAAACAAUUUGGGUAAAAGUUGGGUGAUAUGCAAAUUAGUAUUUGUCACCUAGUUUAUUUUAUUCUAGUAGGCGGUGACAGGGAAUGUCACGCGUUUCAUGUUUUCCGGGUUUGGUUUGAUUAUUCUGUAUGUCGUAUAAUCCAAUGGAAACUCUCCAUUGCAGUCCUGAAUUGGGACCGUUUUCUGUUCUGGGAGGGGUUAAGUCAACCAUUUAUUUCUACCACCUUUUCAAAACUUCCUGCUUUUCUUUCAAUAGUACAAAAAGUACAUAUGUAUAAAUUGUGACUGGGCUAACAUUUAAAUACAUUCUUGUGUAUAUGAUACAAAAAAUACCUUUUGAUUUUAAUAAUGACAAUAAAAUACUGAAAUACA
Molecule: messenger RNA, 3028 nt
Organism: Gadus morhua (Atlantic cod)
Lineage: Eukaryota; Metazoa; Chordata; Actinopteri; Gadiformes; Gadidae
Gene: rab14l
Product: RAB14, member RAS oncogene family, like
Exons: 8
Coding region: 461-1108 (215 amino acids)
Biological process (GO): phagosome maturation; defense response to bacterium; endocytic recycling
Cellular component (GO): recycling endosome; phagocytic vesicle; trans-Golgi network
Molecular function (GO): GTP binding; GTPase activity
Source: RefSeq, a predicted model, not a curated record